This is a messenger RNA of Amyelois transitella, 3402 nucleotides long. RefSeq names its product 7SK snRNA methylphosphate capping enzyme bin3. NCBI's taxonomy places the organism in Eukaryota, Metazoa, Arthropoda, Insecta, Lepidoptera, Pyralidae. The transcript has 5 exons. The record is from RefSeq and is a predicted model, not a curated record. Bases 353 to 2728 code for a protein of 791 amino acids. Gene Ontology annotation, biological process: snRNA modification. Gene Ontology annotation, molecular function: O-methyltransferase activity; snRNA binding; RNA methyltransferase activity.
GUCGCCAGACCAGCCUGCCUGAACUGCCUGCGCUGGCUGUCAAAUUGCACCCACCAUAUUCUGAUUUUGUUGUGUUGUGUUGUGCUAAAAAAAUUAAAUUGAUCACGGUUUUUGCUCUACUUGUAUUUUUGAAGUAAAGUAUUUGUUGAUAUUUUUCAGUAAAUAUCAUAUUUACAGUGUAAGCUUAUACGUAAGGCAAAAAAUCGUGUAAAUAAACAAUUGUUAACCUGUUUAUCACCAUUGACGGAUGUCCUUGUUCAUUUUGCAAGAACUGAAGUGGCGGUAAAUUUAACCUGUUUGAAAUGUUAUAACAUGUAGAUAUUGAUAAACGUAGGUAACCCUACCUAAUGCAAUGGGAAGUCCUGAAGAAAAUCAACUAGCUUGUGAAAUUAAAAGUGAGGUAGAAAAUGCAGAAAAUGAAAUUGGCAGUGAAGUUUCCGAAAAUGAAGUGGGUGAUACCACUGCGUCUUCAGUGAAUAUUUCCAACUGUCAAUCUGCGUCCGAGGCGAACACUUCAAAAGACGAUACCACUCCAGGGGGUACUAAAAAGUCUAAGAAGAAAUCGCGACAUGGCAAAAAGGGGCAUUUGCCAACAAAAGAUACCAGCGAUAGAAGCACCAUAAGGAGGGUUCAUUAUGCUGCUACAAAGUUUAAGCAGGGUAGGAAAAGGACUCAGAGUUUUCCUACUAUUUCGAAAUUCUUCCUUCCACAUAAAAGACCUCGCAAGGAAGUAUUUAUACCCCCCACAAAGUUUCUUCUAGGAGGGAAUAUCUCAGACCCUUUAAAUUUAAAUAGCUUACAAGAUGAAGAUAUAAAUAGAGCUAUGAAUGCUGUUACCCCAGAAUCAUCACCUUUACCUACUCCCCCAAGGCACAAGGCAAAAAUUGAUGUUAUAAUUCCUCCUAAUAUUCGUGAUCCUCUUAACUUGAUGGAGCCUUUGGACAAUGAAGAGUAUGAAAAGAGGCUGGAAAUGCAACAGAGAAAACCUCGAAAAAAGCCAAGGAUAAGGCGCCGAACAACAGAUAAUAUGAAUGCUUCUCCAACAAAGGAGGUAACUGAAGUAAAAGUGGAGGGGAUUAAGGAACCAUUGCCUCCAGAACCAUCAACUUCAGCUUCCACAUCAAAAUCACGUAAGAGAUCAUGUAGUGAUAGUGAUAAUUCAUCACAGAAAGGAAAGGAUGGCAAAAAGUUACGUAGGAUGGAUUCAUUAGAUAAGAUAGUGAGUCCAGUGGUGCCUCAGCCGGGUGCUUGGAAGAGGGCUCGGCCACAAUCUCGAGUUCAGCCUCCAGAGCGCCCUGCUUCUCCACAUCGUACCAAGCUCAAAAGUCUAUCAGAAGAAGAGAAAAAACUACCUACCUUCCAUCCCAAAAAUACCAGAUAUCAGUAUGGAAAUUAUGACAGGUAUUAUGGCUACCGCAACUUAAACGCAAUGAUGGAUGUCCGCCUUCAAGUGUUUGAGAUGCACCGGCACCUGUUCCAAAAUAAAGAUGUGCUGGAUAUUGGGUGCAAUGUGGGCCACAUCUCAAUUGCUAUAGCUCGCACCCUUGGUGUUCGUUCCGUUGUUGGGAUUGAUAUCGACCCACUUCUUAUUGGGCGAGCACGGAAAAAUCUGCAAUCUUUUGUGAAAGUACCCUCAGAUCAGCCCAAAGAAGAAGAACCCAGGGAGGAUAAGAAAUCAGAGUUGGAGGAGGAUAAAAAGUCCGUAGUAGAUUGCGAGACGUGCAAGGAAGAAAAGUGUGAGGAUUGCACCACAGAUCAAAAGCAAGAUAAAGAUGAUUCUAAGAAAACUGUGAAGAAGCUUCGGCGGCCCAGGAAGAAUAGAAAGGCUGUGCAUAGGCAAGAUCCAGGCCAGUGCUUUUUCCCAAUGUCAAUGUCAAUGUUGUAUGGGCCCCUUGGCAACCCGGUCGCAGAAACGACGCCACUUACAUUCCCAUACAAUGUUACAUUCAAGCAUGGCAACUAUGUCCCCCGGGAAGACGUAGCGGUGGGUUCUGGCGAGAGCCCCCAAUUCGACCUGAUCCUGUGCCUGUCGACCACCAAGUGGCUGCAUCUCAACUGGGGCGACGCGGGGCUGAAGCGCGCAUUCCGCCGCAUGUUCGCCGACUUGCGCCCUGGUGGGAAACUCGUCAUAGAGGCGCAGAAUUGGGCGAGCUAUAAGAAGAAGAAGCGUUUGACGCCAACAAUCUACGAAAAUUUCAACUCCAUAGAGCUGUUCCCCAACAAAUUCCGCGAGUACCUGCUCUCGCCAGAGGUAGGAUUCAGCAAGUGCUGCAUCCUGGGCGUCCCGCAGCACGCGAGCAAGGGGUUCCGGCGGCCGAUACAGCUGUACAUCAAGGGGGACUUCACGCCGAGCAAGGCGCGCUGGUCCGACGCGCACGCGCCGUCCUCGCACCACCGGCAGGAGGCCGAGCCCAGCCGCCGCACCGUGUACGCGCCGGUGGAGCCCGCCUACCGGCCCAGCGACGACGCGCCCUCGUGCGGGGCCGCCACGCCCUACUCCCCCAACCUGGACUGCUGCGCCGACGACUCGCCGUUCUACAACCCGCGCAGCGACUCGUACGCGCCGUCGUACCAGCCGCCGCGGCCCACGGUGUACGCCACGCUGCCGUCCCCGCUGGGGAGCGCGUCCCCCGCGGCGUCCCCGGCCGCGUCCCCCGCCCCGCACGCGUCCCCCGCGCCCGACCGGCUGUCGGCGCGCGGCUUCCCGGAGCCGCGACACGACGACUGAGACUCGACCCCGACCUACAUGGAUUUGCUAUAGAAAUGAGAGGACGCGGUUUUAGCAUUUAUGAAGCACGUGUUUAGAUGCUUGUCGAUGGUGUUCCGGGCGCGCUGAACUGUACUGGCUGGCUUGAAUGGUUAUACCAUACUGGACUCGAAGUUAAUAAUAGUGAUAGAUUUUAUACUAUUUUGUCAAAUUAGAUUUGACACUGAAACCUAUAUCUCUUAAAAAUCUCAACUGAAUCAGAAUAUUUCACGUUCAGUUUUGAUUUAUCUGUAACUUUAGUAUCCAUAUUGCAUUAGAGUUAUAAAAAAGGAGACAAAUCAAUUUCGUAUGUAAUAAAGACAUUCGGGUCGUAUAGUGUGGUUUUCCCAUAAAUACAGUGUCAGCGUCGCCUUUUUUAACCUGUGAUUUAGAUAGCGUUGCAUCUUCGUACGUGCAAUAUUUUUAAUUAGUAUUGAAAAUUGAUCUCCGCUGUUAGGGGAUGCAGAAGGUGUUCACUUAAGUUUGUGCGAAUCAUUUGAUGAUUGAAGUGAUCACCUUCACUAUACGCCUCCCCUCAUUUCAAAGUUCCAUGUGUCCCCGCCUUUGUUUUUCAUGUAAAUAUCGGUUUAGAACCAUAAGAUUAUGUUUCAAUAGGCUGAAAGUAUUUUAUAAUAUUAUACUCGCGCAUCAUAUAA